AUGUCUUCAUCAUCAUCAAAAUCUCCCUCUCCCGUGUUUACAGUGAAAAGGUGCAAACCAGAGCUAGUAGCUCCGGCUAUGCCCACUCCCCGCGAACUUAAACUGCUAUCAGACAUUGAUGAUCAAGAAGGGUUUCGUUUCCAACUUCCAAGCAUAUUUAUAUACGGUCACAAUCCAUCAAUGGAAGGAAAAGACCCAGUAAAGGUGAUAAGAGAUGCACUCUCAAGAACACUUGUGUUUUACUACCCAUUUGCCGGUAGGCUUAGGGAGGGUCAUGCCCGCAAGUUGAUGGUGGAUUGCACUGAAGAGGGUGUCUUGUUCAUCGAGGCUGAUGCUGACGUGGCACUUGAUCAACUUGGUGACUCCCUUCAACCUCCGUUCCCUUGUUUUGAAGAACUCCUUUACAAUGUUCCAGGAUCGGAAGGAAUUGUCAACUGUCCCCUUCUACUCGUACAGGUGACACGCUUUAAAUGUGGUGGUUUCACCCUUGCCUUCCGCCUAAACCACACCAUGAGUGACGGCACUGGUUUUGCACAAUUUAUGACUGCCAUGGCUGAAAUGGCUCGUGGUGCACAUCAACCUUCCAUUCUACCUGUGUGGUCCAGGGAGCUCUUGAGUGCAAGGCACCCACCUCGCAUUACAUGCAACCAUCGCGAAUUCGAAGAACCCAUAGUAGACACCUCCACCAUUAUUCUGAGCAAGAAAGAUAUGAUUCAACGCUCCUUCUUCUUUGGACCAACCGAAAUAGCUUCCCUUCGUCGUUUGGUUCCACGUCACCUCGGCGAAUGCACUAGAUUUGAGCUUGUAACUGCAUGUCUAUGGUGUUGCCGUUCAAAAGCAUUGCAACUUGCGCCAGAAGAUGAUGUUCGCAUGAUGUGCAUCGUGAAUGCACGCGCUAGAUUUAACCCUAAAAUACCCCUUGGUUAUUACGGAAACGUUUUUGCUUAUCCUGCAGCAGUUACAACUGUAAGGAAGCUUUGUGAAAAUCCGUUUGGAUAUGCGGUAGAGUUGAUAAAGAAAGCAAAAGAUGAAGUGACAGAAGAGUACAUGCAUUCUGUGGCAGAUCUGAUGGUGACAAAAGGAAGACCGUUAUUUACAACCGUAGGAUCUUGCAUUGUGUCAAACUUGACACGUGCUGGGUUAAGAGAAGUGGAUUUUGGAUGGGGUAAUGCAUUGUACGGCGGAGUAUCUGAAGGUGGGGCUGGGGAUUUUUUUGGAGUAACGUUUAUGAUGGAUUGUGUGAAUGGCAAAGGAGAAGAAAGUGUAAUGUUUCCAAUUUUCUUGCCGGUCAAAGCUAUGGAGAGGUUUGAGAAAGAGUUGGCUGAUAUGCUUUGUAAGAGUUGUGAUAAUGGAUAUCCUACAUUAUCAGAUCUUCCUUGUAGCUCUAACUUGUAG
Molecule: messenger RNA, 1395 nt
Organism: Arachis duranensis
Lineage: Eukaryota; Viridiplantae; Streptophyta; Magnoliopsida; Fabales; Fabaceae
Product: benzyl alcohol O-benzoyltransferase-like
Exons: 2
Coding region: 1-1395 (464 amino acids)
Molecular function (GO): acyltransferase activity, transferring groups other than amino-acyl groups
Source: RefSeq, a predicted model, not a curated record